AUGGAAACAGAUGUUGUUAAAAACACUGCUCCUCAAACAUCCAUUGCAAGACAGAGGAGAAAGCUUAUUCUUAAAGCAAAGAGGGAUUAUCGAAACCGUGUCAGAUCAAGCAACCUCACUUCCCAUUUAAAUCAUAAUUUUACAUCUUCUGUAACAUAUGAAACCACUAUUGAAACGGCUAUGGCUAGAAAGAGAAGGAAAAUAAUCUUGGAUAACAGAAAAAGAUUGAGAAAUUUGUUCAAUACUGAAGUUAGUAGGGUUCAAAAUACGAACAACAUUGUUAGUCAAAGUCAGAAAAUGGAUCAUGCAUCUACUUCAAAUUAUAAUAUGUCAAGUCAGUCCAUGGAUCAUCCAUCUACCUCAAAUCAUAAUGUGUCUGUUGAAUCUCAUUAUGAAGACAAUGAUGACUCCAACUCUAACAAUAAUUUAAAUUCUUCUAAUAGUUUCGGCUCUGACGAAGAUUCAGACCCGGCACAAUUACAGGAGGCCCAUCUUCAAGAAUAUUACGAUAUUGGCGACCAAAGUUAUGAAUGCGCACACUGCCAAGCAUGUAUGUGGUACCAAGAAAAAGUGAAUAGACACAAAAUUACAGCAACUCCUCGCUUUUAUCGUUGUUGCCGUGGAGGAAAAAUUGUUCUUCCGUUCCUUGAGCAACCUCCACAAGUGUUGCAAGAUCUUCUAUUUAAUAACACAUAUUCAGAUAGUAAAAACUACCAGGCUAACAUACGAACAUACAACGCAAUGUUCUCAUUCACUUCCCCUGGAAUGAAGUUCGACACAACAUAUUCUAAAAGAGGUGGACCCCCUACUUUGAGACUGCAGGGUCAGACCUGUCAUCGAAUUGGUACACUGCUGCCAGAAACAGGGCAACCUCCGCAAUAUGCUCAAUUAUACAUCUAUGACACGGACAAUGAAGUUGAACACAGAAUAAAAUGUUUCAAGGACAACAAAGGCAUCGAGCGACCGGUUGUCAAAAAGCUCAAGAUGAUGUUAGAUCAGCACAAUGUUCAUGCCAAAGCUUUUAGAAUGGCAAGGGAUGUUUUAAGGACAAAUUCUUUCACAGAUUUAAAACUCAGGCUUAUUUCUGAUAGAUCCGAAGAUGGCCGUGUUUACAACAAACCUACUGUCUCAGAAGUGGCUGCACUCAUUGUGGGAGACAUUAAUUCUGCUGAUAAAAGGGACAUCUUAAUUCAGCGCCGCAAUGGUGGUUUGCAACGAAUAGAUGAGUUUCACCCAGCAUAUUUGGCUUAUCAGUAUCCUCUUAUAUUUCCUUAUGGGGAAGAUGGUUACAGGAAAAAUAUAAUGCACAGAUAUCGCCAUGAAACUGAGGUCACUAAGAGAAACCGUCAAAGCAUUAAGGAUUGGUUUUCUUACCGGUUACAACAACGUCGCAAAGAGGCAAAAACACUACUUUACUCAAGACGCCUAUUUCAACAAUUCUUAGUCGACGGCUAUGCUAUGAUGGAAUCCGAACGACUGAAUUGGUUGAGAGAUAAUCAGUCGAAAUUAAGAGUGGGCAAAUAUAAUAAUUUGGCCGCUCAAACUGAUUGCGAUACAAGAAAUGAACACCAAAAGCGAGGAAAACGAGUUGUUCUGCCAUCAACAUUUGUUGGUAGCAAGAGAUAUAUGGAUCAACUAUAUUUUGACGGUAUGGCCAUUUCAAGUCAAUUGGGAUUCCCUGAUUUAUUUGUUACUUUUACCUGCAACCCAAAUUGGCCUGAAAUUAAAAGAGCAUUGUCAGGCACAGGUCUACAACCCCAUGAUAGGCCAGAUAUCAUUUCAAAAGUUUUCAAAAUAAAGUUUGAUACCCUCAUGGAUGAUAUUACAAAACACCAUGUCGUGGGAAAAGUGAUUGCAUUACCAAAAUAUUACAUCGAACAAACUUUCAAUUUAAUAGAUAUGUACACCAUCGAAUUCCAAAAGCGCGGAUUGCCACAUGCUCACAUCUUGAUAUUCCUACACCCUAAGAGCAAAUACCCAACACCAUCUGACAUAGACAAGAUCAUUUCUGCUGAAAUUCCCGACCCGACUGUUCAUCCCAAUUUAUACAAAUUGGUUAGGGCACAUAUGAUGCAUGGACCCUGUGGGCUUGCUCGCGUGACCUCACAAUGUAUGAAGAAUGGACGAUGCUCUAAAUACUACCCCAAAAAGUUUAUUGAAGACACUAUUGUUGAUGCAGAGGGUUAUCCGCUGUAUAGGAGAAGAUCAAAAACCUUCACUAUUGAAAAAAAUGGCUAUGACAGAAUAACAGCAGCAGUUUCAACAAAUAGCAAUCAACCUGUUGAUGAGAUCCAACAAUAUCUCGACUGCAGGUAUGUCUCACCCAGUGAAGCAUGCUGGCGCAUUUACUCUUACAAUAUUCAUGGCAGAAAACCAGCUGUGGAACGUAUGUUCUAUCAUUUGGUUGGGGAGAAACCUAUAUACUAUACAGAUUAUGCACGCAUGGAAAAUGUGUUGGAAACUGCAAGUGUGACUGAAUCAAUGUUUACUGCAUGGCUGGUAGCAAAUGCUAAAUAUGAAGAGGCACAAACAUUAACUUAUGGUCAGUUUGUCUCAAAGUUUGUUUACCACAAAAAAAAGAGAGAAUGGAAACCGCGGAAAAAAGGCUUCACCAUUGGACGUCUCAUAUGGGUUCCGCCAACAACUGGUGAACUGUUUUACCUGCGCAUGAUGUUGACGGUGGCAAAAGGACCAACAACAUAUGAGGAAAUCAGGACCGUGGAUAACAUUCAGUAUGAUACAUUCAGAGAUGCAUGCUUUGCAAUGGGAUUUCUUGAAGACGACAAAGAAUACAUAGCUGCUAUAAAGGAGGCAAGUCAUUGGGGGACUGGUCAUUUUCUUCGAAAACUGUUUGUUAUCAUGCUUUUGUCUGGUGCUGUUAAUCGCCCUGCACAUGUUUGGGAACAAACUUGGCUCCUAUUAUCUGAUGGUGUCUUACAUACACAAAGAGCAUUGGCUGCUAAUCCAGAAUUGGACCUCACACAAGAAGAGUUACAAAAUUUGACUUUAAUAGAAAUUGAGAAACUGCUUCAGGCAAAUAGAAGGACACUAAAGGAUUUUAGUCCUAUUCCAUAUCCGGAUGCUUAUGUUCUUGAACAGUUGGGAAACAGGCUCAUAUAUGAUGAGCGUAAUUAUGAUACAGCAUCAAUGAACUCAGAAUUUGAAAAUCUGUUUGCUGCUCUUACAGGUAACUAUUGCGUCAAUUAA
Molecule: messenger RNA, 3207 nt
Organism: Vicia villosa (hairy vetch)
Lineage: Eukaryota; Viridiplantae; Streptophyta; Magnoliopsida; Fabales; Fabaceae
Exons: 6
Coding region: 1-3207 (1068 amino acids)
Source: RefSeq, a predicted model, not a curated record